GUCAAGCUUCAGUUUUCUCGCUCAUUCUGUGUGGGAGGCACCCUUUCUCCUUCAGGGGAGUUCUGGGUUUCAUUCUGAUUACAAAAUUGGGAAAUGGGUCCUGCUUUCUUCUGCAAAUCAAUCAAUUUUGUUUCGUGCUUUUUUCCUUGAUUGCAUUUGGGACUUUCCCUUUUUUCUGGUCCAACGUUUGACUUGCUUCCUUCGUUGAUUCGUCUUCAAUUUUAGGGUUUAAAGUCGUUUCCUUUGCGAGGGAUUCUCAAUUGCAAUUUCUAAUUCAGUUGAAUUUCGAAUUGGGUUUUUAUGGUAAUGAUGACUUUUUCAGGAAUUCAGAAGGUUCUCUCAUGUGCUUGGGAAAACAAGCAUCUUUCAUUUUAAGGAUAUCUAUUGGGAUUUCUUGCAAUAGAUUUUGCUUUAAACAACAUGUUGAUAUAUCCCUGCUCACGCUUUCCUAACUGCUAGCAAAAUUGGCUUCCUCAUGCAGACUUUCUCUGGAUUCUUGUAUGUAUGAUAUUUUUUUUCUCAAACGGGUAGUAAAGUUUUGCAUGAGAGAUCCUAAUUCAAGAAGUAAAACUCUCUGGAUCAGUGAUUAUUUUGUGAAUGGCAAUGCAGUUUAGACUCAAGCUGCUGCUUUUCAUUUUGUUCUUCACCACCCUCAUCUUUGAAUGUGUUCUAGCCGAAGGUGAAAAUGAGUUUACACAAAGGAUAAGAGCUCCCCACAAAAAUGUAGGAAAUAGUGUUAUAGAUGGUACUGGUACAGAGAAGCAAAUAAAUUUUGAAGACACAAACACUGUAGGGGAGAGGAAGGAGAGUUACAACAGUGUUUCUGUGUCCACUGUUGCCCUUUUUACAUUGGCGAUGGCGUCUGCAACUGGUUUAGGUGCAUUACCAUUCUUCUUUGUAGAACUUGAUCCUUAUUGGGCUGGGAUAUGCAAUGGAAUGGCUGCUGGUGUCAUGUUGACCGCAAGUUUUGACCUCAUACAGGAAGGGCAGUAGCAUGGUGCUGGAAAUUGGGUUGUGAUUGGGAUCUUAGCAGGUGGCAUUUUCAUUUUGCUUUGUAAGAAGUUUCUUGAAUGGUAUGGGGAAGUAAGUAUGCAGGACAUAAAAGGAGCUGAGACAACUAAAGUUGUUCUUGUUGUUGGAAUUAUGACUCUUCACUCAUUUGGGGAGGGCUCUGGUGUUGGAGUUUCCUUUGCUGGUUCAAAAGGUUUUACUCAAGGUCUUUUGGUUACUUUGGCAAUAGCUGUGCACAACAUACCAGAGGGAUUAGCUGUGAGUAUGGUGCUUGCCUCAAGAGGUGUAUCUCCACAGAAUGCAAUGCUGUGGAGUGUGAUUACAUCCUUACCCCAGGCUUUGCUGCUGGAUGCAUGAUUUGGAUGGUUGUUGCUGAGGUUCUUCCAGAUGCAUUCAAGGUUUCUUGACUUAUUGACUCUAUGAAUAUGUUUUUAGAUCUGUCUGCCUUCACAUUUUCAAAAGUUUUUAUCAACCAUAUAUCUAAUGCCAGCCAUUUAAAAAGCUUUAAUUUUAAAAUUCAUAUUUAGAUUAGUACACAAUAUGAAGGCGCUUCUAUAGUCACACCAAUGGAUGGCAUCUCUCUGUAUCCCUUCCUGUUUCGUUCUAUGUUGCAAAUUCUGGAUUUGGUUCUAUGUUCAGACAUCAAAUAAAAGCUGCAAGACUCUCAAUGUGAUUUGACCAUGUUUUACAUUUUAUUUCUCAACUCUGUUGUUCUUUCCUGGAUACACUAUGUUAGUUUCUCUGUGUUUUCUUCUUGUAGGAAGCAUCACCAUCUCCAGUUGCAUCAGCAGCUAUGCUUUCUGUAGCAUUUAUGAAAGCACUCGGUUUUCUGUUUCAGAACUUCAGUCAUGAGUACAAAUGCAGCCACUAGGGAUUACUUCAAUUCAUAUUUUAUUUUAUUCUCAUUAGGAGUAUUACUGUUGUAUAUCUUUACAAACUUUUUAUUUUCUUGGGCCCACAGUGCUUUUUUUCUUCUUGUAGAGGUUUCAUGUUAGCUCUAUAAUGAGACAACCAUCUAAGUUAGCCCAUAUUAGUUAUUUGUUGUAAGCUACUCAUAUGUUUUCUGCCAUUUCUGGUGUUCUUGCUUCUAAUACAACAUUGUUGUUUAG
This is a messenger RNA of Rubroshorea leprosula, 2120 nucleotides long. The record is from the annotation of a GenBank genome assembly. NCBI's taxonomy places the organism in Eukaryota, Viridiplantae, Streptophyta, Magnoliopsida, Malvales, Dipterocarpaceae.